Porites lobata is the source of this 843-nucleotide messenger RNA. The record is from the annotation of a GenBank genome assembly. NCBI's taxonomy places the organism in Eukaryota, Metazoa, Cnidaria, Anthozoa, Scleractinia, Poritidae.
UCCCAGGAAGAGAAGGAUAAAAACGUCUGGGCCAUUCAAGCUACAGUCACUGCUGAACCUUUUACAACAAAGUCAAGAUUAACAAAUGCAGUGGUAAGCUUACUUUGUCCAACUUAUUGAAUUAUAAAAUUCAAGGGAAAAGAAUGGUGUAGGGCCAAACUAUGUUACAGGCAUUCCAGUUUCAAUAGGUUGCUAAGAUUUUCCUUUACAUUUUAAACGCAGGUUGUUCCUGCUCCUAGUGCCGGAGCUUUCAAAUCAAGGCCAUCAGAAAGAACAAGUUUCAGAAGAUGCUAUCUUCGAGGCGAUUUUCCCAUCGCGUUGGAGCACGACACGAAGGGAAACAAGAUCGCAUGGAAGGUAGAAAUUGAGAGGCUCGAUUACCAUCAUUACCUUCCGCUUUUCUUUGAAGGAUUAUCCGAAACAGCGCACCCUUGCGAUUUCUUUGCUCGACAAGGAGUGCACGAUAUGUUGGAGCACGGAGGUGGAAACAAAGUUCUUCCUGUUAUUCCACAGCUCAUUAUUCCGGUCAAGAAAGCCCUCAAUACGCGAAACCGCGUUGUGAUUUGCACCACACUGAAAGCGUUGCAGCAUCUUGUAGUCUCGGGCGAUAUGGUCGGCGAAGCACUUGUUCCUUACUACAGGCAAAUCCUUCCGAUCUUAAACAUCUUCAAGAAUUUUAAUAUCAAUUCAGGAGACGGAAUCGAUUACAGCCAACAGAAAAGAGAAAAUGUCGGUGACUUGAUUCAAGAAACUCUCGAGGCGCUCGAACGACGUGGAGGUCCCGACGCAUUCAUCAACAUCAAGUAUAUGGUGCCAACUUACGAAUCCUGUAUGCUAAAUUAA